UUCAGGCUCUGAUAUGUGUCCAUUGGGUCAGUUUCCAUGUGGGAAUCUGUCAGUGUGUUUGCCUCAACCACAGCACUGCAACGGGCAGCAGGACUGUCCCAAUGGAGCAGACGAAGAGAACUGCGUGGAUAACAGUGGUUGGCCCCAUCUGUUUGAUGCCUUCAUGAAAACAAGGGUCCAGGAGUCGAAAGAGUGCAUGUUAGAUGUCUAUCCAGAAGUGUGUCAUUGUGAGGGUCGGAAGGUGAACUGUAAUGGCAAAAACCUCCUCCAUGUACCUGUUGUGUCCUCUAAUGUAACUGCACUAGAACUGAACAGUAACAGGAUCGAGUCUCUCUCUCGUGAUCUGUUCAUCCGCUACAAACACCUGGAGAGACUACAUUUGGAAACUAACAGUAUAGAAAUGAUCUCCAAGAGGGCAUUUUCAGGUCUAAUCUCUUUGCGUAAACUUUUCUUGAGUCAGAACAGAAUUGCAUCUCUGAAAGCGGGAAUCUUUAGUGACCUCAGAAGUCUGGAGUGGCUGAUUCUGGAUGAAAACAGACUAUCAUCCAUGCGUCAGAAGUCUUUUGAAGGCCUGAAAUCAUUAUUUUUCCUGUCUUUAUUAAAUAACUCUGUCGAACAAUUUCCUAAAACUUCGAUUUGCCUUGAGAUGCCCCAUCUCAACUGGCUGGAAAUGGAGGGGAAUAGAAUUUCAUCUCUCUGGGCGUCUAGUUUUAAGAACUGCUCCUCUCUUACUGUCUUAGCAUUGAGGAGAAAUCGCAUCGGCACAAUAGAGGAGGGAACAUUCACAGACAUGCAAAGAUUGAUAGACCUAGACGUGUCUAUGAACAAGAUCAAAGACCUACCUCCAUCUCUGUUCCAGAACCUCCAGAACCUGAAACAGCUAAAUAUUUCCAACAAUCCCUUGUCACACAUAUAUGACAAUCAGUUUGACAGUCUGGUGAAUCUGCAGUCACUGAGUAUGGAAGAGGUAGAUAUUCCCAACAUCAACAUCAGGAUGUUCCGACCCCUAACUAACCUCACUCACAUUUAUUUUAAGCGUUUUGAAUUCUGUGGAUAUUCUCCCAAUGUGCGGAGCUGCAAACCAAACACAGACGGAAUCUCAUCCUUCGAGAAUCUGCUGGCAAACAUCAUUCUGCGCGUGUUUGUCUGGGUCGUCGCCUUCAUCAUUUGCUUUGGAAACAUCUUCGUCAUCUGUCUACGUUCCUGUUUUGCCUCAGAGAAUCAACAUCACACAAUGGCCAUCAAAUCCCUUUGCUGUGCAGACUGUCUCAUGGGUGUGUAUCUGCUUUUCAUUGGUGCCUUUGACAUCAAGUAUUGUGGCGAGUACAACCGUCAUGCUCAGAUAUGGAUGGAGAGUCUGUCCUGCCAGUUGAUUGGCUCUCUGGCCAUGUUGUCCACAGAGGUAUCCGUCAUGAUGUUGACCUACAUGACACUAGAGAAGUACCUGUGCAUCGUCUUCCCAUUCCAGCAUUACCGUGCCGGACGAAAACAGACCCUGUGCUCACUGACCUUCAUCUGGUUGCUAGGAUUUAUCAUUGCCGUUAUUCCCUUCUGGGAUAAACAGACAUUUGGGAAUUUUUAUGGGCGGAACGGAGUAUGCUUCCCUCUUCACUCAGACCAGACGGAGAAACCUGGAGCCAGAUGCUAUUCUACAGCUAUUUUUCUCGGUGAGGGCAGAGGGCAUCGAAGUGUGUAA
This is a messenger RNA of Carassius carassius (crucian carp), 1696 nucleotides long. Its product is annotated as relaxin receptor 2-like. The transcript is spliced from 15 exons. NCBI's taxonomy places the organism in Eukaryota, Metazoa, Chordata, Actinopteri, Cypriniformes, Cyprinidae. Gene Ontology annotation, molecular function: protein binding; G protein-coupled receptor activity. The coding region runs from base 14 to 1696 and encodes 560 amino acids. Gene Ontology annotation, biological process: G protein-coupled receptor signaling pathway. The record is from RefSeq and is a predicted model, not a curated record. Gene Ontology annotation, cellular component: membrane.